This is a messenger RNA of Yarrowia lipolytica CLIB122, 2604 nucleotides long. RefSeq lists its product as uncharacterized. Gene Ontology annotation, cellular component: spindle pole; microtubule plus-end; kinetochore. Gene Ontology annotation, biological process: establishment or maintenance of microtubule cytoskeleton polarity; microtubule polymerization; mitotic spindle organization. Gene Ontology annotation, molecular function: microtubule plus-end binding; microtubule plus end polymerase activity. Lineage: Eukaryota; Fungi; Ascomycota; Dipodascomycetes; Dipodascales. The record is from RefSeq and is a predicted model, not a curated record.
AUGAGUGAAGAAGAAGAUUUUAAUGCGAUUCCGGUGAUGGACCGAAUGGUCCACAAGAACUGGAAAGCGCGACAAUCAGCUUAUGAAGAGUUGAAGGACAAGUUCACGACAUCUCCAAGCGAAGCGGACCCCAUUUUCGCGCCUUUCCUCGACAACCCUGGGCUGUACAAGAAGAUUGUCGGUGACACGAACGUGGUUGCUCAGGAUCAAGGUAUUCAAUCUUUGGCAGCCUUCCUUCAGUUUGGAGGUACCCAGGCUUGUUUGAGAACACGGUCUGUAGUGGUUCCUAUUCUUGCUGAAAAGGGACUAGCUUCCGCACGAGCAGGCACAAAAACUUCUUCUACAGAAUCCCUGUUAUGGUACAUUGAACUGGACGUCCCUGAUCCUGUUGUGGAGGAUGUUGUUGCUUUGUUGGGCCAUAGAACACCCAAGGUGAUCGCUGCCAACCUGAAGUGUUUGGUGGACAUGGUCGCAGCAUUUGGAAAGACAAUCGACCCUAAGCCCGUGUUCAAGGCUCUUCCUAAGCUGCUUACUCAUGCAGACAAGAAUGUGCGAGCAGAGGCGAUGAACUUCAUUGUUGAGGUUCAAAAGUGGCAUGGUCAGCCUCUGAUGGACGCAAUUUUGCCCAGCUGGAACCUCAAACCUGUACAGCAGAAGGAACUCGAUGAGAAGUUUGCUGCUAACGCAGCUGCUGGAAAACCUACCCAAGCUCGACUUCUCAGAUCUCAACAACAGGUGCUUUCUACAGCUUCGGCCAACGGAAUCGAGUCCGACGAGAUGGAUGUGGACAAUGGGGGUGAUGAGGAGGAUUCGGACCCUCUGGCUCUGGUGGAAGCCAAGGAUGUGCUGUCUCAGGUUCCAGCAAACUUUUACACAGAAGUUACAUCAGCCAAGUGGAAGGAACGAAAGGAGGGGUUGGAGGCAGUUCUACCUGUACUUCAGAGCGGAGGCCCCAAAUUACAGGAGGGAGACUACGGAGAACUUCUCAGAGCUAUGGCUAAGGUGGUUCACAAGGAUGCCAACGUGCAAUGUGUGCAGGUGGCUGCUCAGUGUAUCGAGACAGUGGCGAAUGGGUUGCCCGGUAACGCGUUUGCACGAUACCGAUUCACUCUCCAAGCUGUUCUGGAGCGAACGAAGGAGAAAAAAGCUUCUGUGGCUGAAGCACUGGGCAAAGCUCUCGAUGCUAUUGCUUGCAAGCUCCCCUUUGGCGAGGUGGUGGAAGAUACAUUGCCGUUCGUGUCCCAUAAGACUCCCCAGGUGCGGAUUGAGUCUCUGAACUUCAUUCUGCGUCUUUUGUCGACUAUCAAGGAGUAUCCUAGUGACCAGGACUUGGAUCAUGUGAUCAAGGCGGUUCUGAAGACACUUUCUGAUACCCAGGCUCCUGUCCGAGAGAUUUCCAUGCAGGUUCUUGGUACUGCUCGAAAGCUGAUUGGAGAACGGGCCUUUGAGCAGCAUUUCAAGGGCGUUGACGAUAUCCGAAAGACGAAAAUCGUCGAGUACUACGAUAAGGCAACAGUGGUGGCUAGGCCCAAGGCCAAGCCUACCCCAAAGCCUGCUACUCGCGCUCCUCCUCCUUCUGCCUCUGCUUCUGCAUCUAACAAACGUCCUUCUGUGGCUACUCCUGGUCAACGGAAACUGGUUCGACCCGGUGGAGGUGUUAUUCGAAAGCCCUUUACUGGAUCCAAUGCCGGUCCUUCUUCUGGAUUUGGAUCUACCGACAGCAAGCCAGUUCAGUCAUCUGGAUAUGGUCAGUCUUCAGGAUACGGCCAAUCUCGAACUGGGUUGAUGAAGCAACCUCUCAAGAAGAUUCCUGCAAGCCCGAGUAUCGACUCUUUCGGACCAGCAGCUUCCUCAGCAGAUAUUGAGGAACUAGAGGAGCUGAGAGCCGCUAAGGAAACUUGGAUCAAGGAGAAGGAGACAUUGAUGGCUGCUUUUGAGGCCGAAAAGCAAAAGUUUGCAGCUGAGAAGCAGAGAUUGCUUGACGAGAUCAACUCUCUGCAACAUUCCAAGGCAGACAUUCUAGAACAACACACCAAAGACGCUGUUUCGUUCAAGAGCAAAGAGACACAGUUCUCCCGGAUGCAGGGGGAUUUGCAGGCUGCUUACAAGCGGAUUUCUGAGCUGGAAACUGCUGCUUCUGCUUCUCAGGCUGUGAAGCAAGAACCCCGAGAGAUGUCACCCUCUGUUGACGCUGAGGCAUCGUUCAGAGAGCUGUCGUUGGGUGGGGAAGGAGGAGGGAGUGAGAGAGUUGGAGGAGACAGACGAAUAUCACGUGACUUAAGCGGAGGAAACAACUUUAAUGCGGGAAGCAACGGCACGCGUGAAUUCAGGCCUGGUCAUGGAGGUAACAGCGGCUCACGUGACUUUGGUGUCGGUAACCGGGGCUCUCGGGACUUCGGUGUUGGGAACGGAUCACGUGACUACUUGGGAGGAAACGGACAUGACUACGGUACACGUGAGUCGGCGGUGUCACGUGCCCUAUCUCCUGACAGACGGGAUUCAUAUAGACCUCAGGCUCAGGAGUCGUGGCAGCGUGCUGCAGAGGUUACUAAUCAGUUGAAGGCUCGAAUCGAGGCCAUGAAGGCGAGACAGAAGAUGUACUAG